AUGGACGUCGACGACGUCCCGAUCGACGCCGACCGCGCGCGGACGUGGGAAGAUUUGCUCGAGCGCGCGCUCAGAGACGAGGGCGCCGCGGAGGCCGCGGUGCGGACGAGCGAUGGAUUUCGAUCGACGCAUUCGAGCGCGAAAACCGAGUCAACGGGCGGUGGAGGGACGACGACGCCGAGAACGUUCUUGCGAAAGGGGGCGCGGUCGGCGAGAACGUCGCCGUUGACGCCGAAGACGACGCCGAGGGUGGAGAGCGCGCGAGCGAAGGUGGGAUCGAGAAGCGGAGGUGGGGGGGCGGCGACGACGUCGCGCGGGACGCCGGGCGCGAACGGGACGCCGAGGGAGACGAGCGGGCGAACGAUGAAGGCGUCUCCGCGAGGCCGAGGGCUGUUCGAGUUCGACCAAGAUGCGAACGUGCAGCCGUCGACGAUGGAGGCGUGGCGGGCGCACAAGGUGCGGAGCGCGAGCGAGGUGGAGGCAUUCGAGGCACUCGAACUGCGCGCUCGAAACGGGACGCGCCGUGACGGAGAGGCGGCGACGUCCGCGACGACGAGGACGAUGCGAGCGAGCGAUGGGGUCGACGGCGGUGCCGUCGUUCGUGAUUUCAUCUCGUCGCCGAGUGCGGAGGAGCAGAAGGCGCGCGCCGCGUUCGAGCAGGCCAAGGCGAAUCUCACGCAGAGCGAACGUCGGUUCGCCGAGGAAAAGGCGGCUUGGCGAGCGCAGAGAGACGCCGCGGAGGAGGCGUUCAAGGCUGAGUGCGAUGACGUUCGAAGACAGUUCAGGCGCGAGAAGGCGGCACUUAUGCGCGAGAUGGAGACUCGAAUGGCGAUGCCGACCAAGGAGGAGCGAAACGAGUCCAAGUUCUUGCGCGAACAACUCGAGCGAAACGAAGAGGAAUUCAAAGCGGAACGAAAGCGCGCCAAGCUUACGGUGGACAGGCUUCGACAACAAAUAGUCGAUCUCACGAACGAGGUCUCACAACUUCGUAUGGAAAAGCGAGCGAUCGAAGAGAAGCGAGAGGUCGCCGAACGUCUUCGCGAGCAGGCGACGACGACGCACACGCCGCCGCGUCGCGCCGAACCGGCGUUCGAGUCGCCCGGCCGUUCAAUGGUUUCCUUGAGCCCGAAACCACCCGUCUCCGAGUCUCUCAUGUCAAUCGUUCCGAGAGCGCUGAGCGUGUACGAUCCCACGCCGAGUGUCAGCACGGCUCAGUCCGCAAACGCAGGUGCAAUGCGCGAGCGCGAGCACGACGACGGUCGCGUCGAGCGCUCCUUCGCCGACGGCCGCCGCGUCGUUACCUUCCCCAACGGCACUUGCAAAGAGAUCGUGCAGCGCUCGCCCGAUGAAGUCAUGGAGACCAUCUACUUCGUCAACGGCGACGUCAAGCGCACGCAUCCCGGAGGAACGAUCGAGUACUACUACAGCGACGUCGAGACGUGGCACACGACGCACCCAUCCGGCGACGAGCUCUACCACUUCGUCGCCACCGACCAGGUUGAGCUUCACCGCGCCCGAGGUUCGAGUUCGGGCGUGGAGAAAGAAAUCUUAUUUCCCGACGGUACCCUACGACGGAUUCACGUCGACGGUCGAGAGGAGGACGUCGACCCGUCGCGUUGA
Molecule: messenger RNA, 1620 nt
Organism: Ostreococcus tauri
Lineage: Eukaryota; Viridiplantae; Chlorophyta; Mamiellophyceae; Mamiellales; Bathycoccaceae
Product: T-complex protein 10 family
Exons: 1
Coding region: 1-1620 (539 amino acids)
Biological process (GO): centriole elongation; cilium assembly
Cellular component (GO): centriole; centrosome; nucleus
Molecular function (GO): tubulin binding
Source: RefSeq, a predicted model, not a curated record